Geodia barretti is the source of this 639-nucleotide messenger RNA. The record is from the annotation of a GenBank genome assembly. Lineage: Eukaryota; Metazoa; Porifera; Demospongiae; Tetractinellida; Geodiidae.
CAACGCAGUCGGCAGGUGCGAGGCUUGUAUGUCAUCGUUGAUCCAGACGCCACGAAGGGCAGAGAUGUAAUCGAGAUCGCGGAAGCAACCCUUCGAGGCGGCGCGAGCGUCAUACAGUUGCGUGAUAAGACGCGCGACAAGGGCGAGGUGCUCCAGAUUGCCCGCACUCUCAGAGCGUUGUGCGACGCGCACGACGCGUUGUUCAUCGUCAACGAUGACGCGGACAUAGCCCUGCUGUCCGAUGCGCACGGCCUCCAUGUUGGGCAGACCGACCUGCCUGUUGGCGAAGCGCGGCGUGUCCUGACACCAGAGCAGAUUGUGGGGCGCUCCAACAACGGCGUCGAAGAGUCGCUGCACUCGGCAGGGCAGGGUGCGGAUUACGUGGCCGUGGGCGCGGUAUACUCCACGACGACGAUGGGCAAGAGUGGCAGAACCUCCCUCGGGCCCGACAUGAUACGCCAAGUCAAGCAAGCCGUAUCCGCGCCCGUCGUCGCCAUAGGUGGCAUCAACGCCGACAACAUCGCCGAAGUCGCCCGCGCCGGCGCAGACUGCAUCUGCGUGGUGAGCGCGGUUACUUACGCUGAUGACCCUGGGAGAUCAACAGCCGAGCUUGUGGAGAUAAUUGAAAGCGCACGUUAA